CACAUCCAUUAUUGAUGGCAGAGAGGCGCUGCUCGGUCCUUGGGAAUCUUCUUUCCUCUGGAUGCUGGUUUCACAGCAGGGCUGCUGCGCUCAGCGUCGGCUCGGACCCUGCUGCGUGGACAGGGGCAGUCGCAGCAGAUCCAGGAUGCUGUGACCCGCUCACCUGGGUGGAGGUGACCAUGCUAAAGAGAGAGAUGAAGCCAGACAGUGACAGGCCACGGAGGGUGCGGUUUCGGGUGGCCUCGUCGCACAGCGGGCGGGUGCUGAAGGAAGUGUACGAGGACGGGCAGCCGCCCGGCUCCCUGGAUUCCGAAUGUGCCAGUACCUGCGGGGUGGAUGGACUCAGUGAUUCCGACGGCCCGCAGAACGGCCACCUGGGCUGGGAAGGCGACGGACCCGAGCAUGACCAGGACAAGCUGCUAGUGUUAGCCAGGGCUGCCAGUGAGAAAGUUUUUGGGACAAGGAGAGUCAACAUUUUAAGCAAAAAUGGCACCGUCAGAGGCGUGAAGUACAAAGUGAGCGCUGGGCAGGCUCUGUUUAACAACCUGAGCACAGUGUUGCAGCCGCCGUGCGCAGACCUGGAAUUUGACCGCGUGGUGAUUUACACCACCUGCCUCCGUGUGGUCCGCACGACCUUUGAAAGGUGCGAACUGGUCAGGAAGAUCUUCCAGAACCACCGGGUAAAAUUCGAAGAGAAAAACAUAGCCCUGAACGGCGAGUACGGCAAGGAGCUGGACGAGCGCUGUCGCCGGGCGCGCGAGGCCCCUUCCCUCCCCGUCGUGUUCAUCGAUGGCCACUACCUCGGGAAACUUCCGCCUGCGCUGUCCACGCAUCUGAGAUGGAAGGAUGCCCUCUGCUGGGUUUCCCACGUGGUGAAACGUACUUUCAGGGAGGAAGAGAAGCUGAUGUUGAUUCGAAGAAUGAAUAGAAUGAAUAGAACGAAGCAAACCAUCUGUCUCUCAACAAGCCUCGAAACGCUGAAGUGAGGGGCUCAUCGUGGGCUUCCUCUUCGGGUGUCGUCUAGGGCAGAAAAUCAGCAGCGUUUCGUGGUCUCCGGGGGCCGACGUUCCUCCGUCCGUUCUGACUUUCAGCACCUUCCUCUGACUCACGCUGCCCACCGGAGGCACCGAGGAGGCUGGAUUAGAAUUCGUGGCUUUCAGAUUGAUCUGAGCGGUGCCCUGGAGGUUCCUUCGACUUUUCCUCGGGGGGUACCUGCUGGGUACUAUGAGUGGGAGGGAUUUCAAGCUCUCUCUCCUCUGAAUGCCAAACUAUCCUCUCCACUUCAUUGUAUUCCACGUAUGGUUUCCCUUGAAAGAUUUAAAAUAAACAAAAAAAGUU
Molecule: messenger RNA, 1338 nt
Organism: Lemur catta (Ring-tailed lemur)
Lineage: Eukaryota; Metazoa; Chordata; Mammalia; Primates; Lemuridae
Gene: GRXCR1
Product: glutaredoxin and cysteine rich domain containing 1
Exons: 4
Coding region: 15-986 (323 amino acids)
Biological process (GO): inner ear receptor cell stereocilium organization; sensory perception of sound
Cellular component (GO): stereocilium; kinocilium
Source: RefSeq, a predicted model, not a curated record